CAACAGGAACCUCAUCUGUUGCAAACACUUUGAGCCUUCCUUAUUUCUCAGAGAGGAAGUAUGUGGCCUGUUUGGCAAAUGCUGCUCUACAUGACAGCGUGAACUUCACAACACACUCAUUCGACCGGCUGCUCCUCGACUUGAUCAGCUAAACCUUGCUGGCAGCAUGAGAGCAGUACUAUGACUACGGCUUUUUUCAGAAAUACUGCAACCUGGAAUGCCAUGCCUAGCAUUUAAAGUUCCGAAGAACUUGGACAGAAUUAGCAAGCACAAUGGGAAAUGCUGUGAAAACUCCAAGAGCAUCUGAGGAAACAAACAUGCCGAGCCAAACGGGUCAGGAGAGUGACUUCCUUGCUGUUCUCUAUGACUAUCCUUCAGCAGACAUAAGCCAACCUAUAUUUCACGUAGGAGAAAAACUACGUGUGCUAUCAGAUGAAGGAGGCUGGUGGAGAGUCCAUUCCCUCACAACAGGCCGAGAAAACUAUAUUCCAGGAAAAUAUGUAGCAAAGGUUUAUCACGGCUGGUUAUUUGAAGGCUUGGGAAGAGAAAAAGCAGAGGAACUUCUACAGUUACCCAACACCAAGGUCGGUUCCUUCAUGAUCAGAGAGAGUGAAACCAGGAAAGGGUUAUAUUCCUUGUCAGUGAGGCACAGGCAAGUGAAACAUUACAGGAUCUUCCGCCUCCCAAAUAACUGGUAUUACAUCUCCCCACGGCAAACCUUCCAGUGCCUCGAAGACCUUGUCAAUCACUACUCAGAAGUUGCUGAUGGUCUCUGCUGUGUCCUUACAACACCUUGUCUCACCCAGUGCACUAACAACAACACUGUGACGAAUCCAGUUCCUCCUGUGGUGAUGCGGAAUAAAAAUUUCAGCUGGAGAAACAUUCACAGGCUGGAGGUGACUGAAGAUACCAAAAGCACCCUGGCAGCAAUGGAUGACUCUUGCCUCAGCUAUGGCCUGAGGGAAAGCAUCGCUUCCUACCUCUCCCUGACUGAGGAUGACAACACUUCUUUUGCAAGUGCCAGGAAGAAGAAAUCCCAAUCUCUCAUAUACACAGGGAGCAAACGUAAGAGUGCUCUUCACUUGCCACCUACAUACUAUGACGACUAAAUAUAAGACAAAAAGGAAAAAGCCACAAACUGACGAGUUAGAAGAGAAACCAGAGCAUGCUGUGGUCCUGCUGUCCUUCAACAGCUGGGAAAUACAAUCAGCUAAGCUGCUGACCAAGUGUCAGCAGUGCUUCUGCAUUUCUUCUUCUGAAUGUUAACCAGAGACCCUCCCAAGGAUAUUUCAGCCAUGGUAUAUGCUGGGAAUGUCCCCAGCACACCAGAAGUGGUUCACAAGCUGGACAGAGACAGACUCUAAGUCAAAAGCCAAGUGGUGCACGUGACCCCUCAGCAGGGGCGAUGCCCAGCAUUGUACAGAGGUGUACAGGGAAGGACUAACUGCAGCUCAAGAACUUAAAUUAAAUCUUAGUCUGGUAUUCUCCACAAGGCUGAAAGCCUUCUUUACAGAACCUAUCUACACUGAAAAAAGGAGCAUUUUUCUUCUCAAGAUAGACUUAACCAUUGUCAUCAAGAAUGGGUCAGAAAGACAUCAAAAACUGCAGGAAAGUAUCUAACAUCUGGCAUCAAAGAAACACCUGAUUAUAGUGACUCCAUACUUAUCUUUUAGGAGAAAAAAUUAAAAUCACUGACUUUACAAGUGGCAUUUAAUUAACUGGCUGGAUAUGUCCUGCAGUGUCAUAAAAUAGUCACAAAAUUAGAGAACAAGCUUAAUUCACUGAGAAAAGCUGUUUCUGCUUAUACCUGAGAUGGGAGCUCAGGCAUAUCCAAACAUGUAACUCAACUACUCAUAGUAAAGCAGAUAAACAGAGAAAAAAGAGGAGUUCAAUUGAAAAGAUGUGAUGAUAUUGUGCCUAACUGCAAAGGUUGGAUUGCAAAGGUGUGACCUUUUAAGUGUACGUGGAGAUAUUUUAACUUUGACUUCUGAAGUCAGCCACAUAUUUAUGUAUAAUAUUUAUAUUAACAGCAGCUUUUAAAAUAAUUAAACUAAGGGAAAAAAUCAGUAACUGUGGAUGUUAGAGAUUUUUCCUAAUUUCUUGUCUGACUAGAGUUAUGUCAAAAAGUAAUUACACUUUCCAUCAAACCACUUAAGGAUUAGAGGAUUUUUCUGAAAUUUCAUUUAUUUUUUACAGGUAUGUACCCUUUUUUAAAUUCUAAAAGACAAGUAGCAUUUUCCUUUGAGUGAUCCAAGGGUCACUCUUGUCUGAAUGUGUAAAAUGCUGCAACUUAUGCUCUCAAGGUGAGAUAGUUUCAAUCCCAUAUUCUUCUUUACCUUUUUGCACUGAUUGGAGUAAUGAAAAUUUGGAGAAAUAGAGAAUUUGAGAGGUUAUAUAAAUAUAUAUGUAUAAUCUCUGAACACCUCUUAGAACAAAUUAUGUGUUAUUUAGAUCUUGUAUCAGGUCAUUUGCACUAGCAAUCAAAAUAUUUCACAGCCUGUUUAAGCAUAUUUCAGUACUUAAAGAAUGAAUGUAAUUUGGCUGGUAAACAUUGAAUUCCAAAAAGCAAAACACACUCAGGAACUCUAGGCAUUUGUAUAAUCUGAUUACUAUUACUGAUAAUCAAUACAUUAUGGUGACUGCAUUUUAUCCAUGAAAUGUAUAUGGGGAGCAUUUCAGAUUUCUAAGUCAUGACUUGUAUUUAUUCAUUAAAAUAAUAUUCAGUAGUUA
This is a messenger RNA of Parus major (Great Tit), 2730 nucleotides long. It is a transcript of the gene SLA, whose product is annotated as Src like adaptor. NCBI's taxonomy places the organism in Eukaryota, Metazoa, Chordata, Aves, Passeriformes, Paridae. Gene Ontology annotation, molecular function: protein binding. The record is from RefSeq and is a predicted model, not a curated record. Bases 273 to 1109 code for a protein of 278 amino acids. The transcript is spliced from 8 exons.